This is a messenger RNA of Aspergillus mulundensis, 1461 nucleotides long. Its product is annotated as putative cell surface receptor/MFS transporter (FLVCR). Gene Ontology annotation, molecular function: transmembrane transporter activity. Gene Ontology annotation, biological process: transmembrane transport. NCBI's taxonomy places the organism in Eukaryota, Fungi, Ascomycota, Eurotiomycetes, Eurotiales, Aspergillaceae. Gene Ontology annotation, cellular component: membrane. The coding region runs from base 1 to 1461 and encodes 486 amino acids. The transcript is spliced from 4 exons. The record is from RefSeq and is a predicted model, not a curated record.
AUGGGCUCUGAUGAGCACGAAAGCGUAGUCGAACUCCCACCAUCAGGACCUGCUUACAGGGUCUACAAGCGACGGUUCUGGGGCUUAGCGCAGCUUGUUCUGUUGAAUAUCAUUGUUAGUUGGGAUUGGUUGACCUUCUCUGCCGUCUCAACUACAGCUGCGGAGUAUUUCGAUGUCUCAGAGAGCGCUGUUAAUUGGCUGAGUACGGGCUAUCUGUUCGCCUUCUGUGUUGCGAGUCCCAUUGUCAUAGUUACUCUCAAUAAAGGCGGCCCCAAGCCGGCUAUCAUCGUUACCUCAGCCCUUCUCCUAGUCGGGAACUGGAUCCGUUAUGCAGGGGCCAAGGCAAAGGGGGGCAUCUUCGGUGUUACGAUGUUCGGCCAGAUCCUAAUCGGCCUGGCGCAACCGUUCUGUCUCAGUGCUCCAACUAGAUAUAGCGACCUCUGGUUUACAGACCAUGGGCGAACCAGUGCAACGGCUGUAGCCACAUUGGCUAACCCACUGGGCGCUGCGCUGGGUCAGUUGAUAAACUCCUUCUGGGCGAGCGAGCCGCAUGAGAUACCGGACAUGGUUCUAUACAUCUCGAUCAUGGCAACAGUCGCAUCCAUUCCAUCGUUCUUCAUCCCCGCCAGACCACCAACACCACCCAGCGCAUCCUCCGCCGCAACAAAAACUCCCCUCGUCCCAGCCAUAACGCAGCUCCUCCAGACCCUCGAGUUCUGGCUCGUCCUCAUCCCCUUCGGCGUAUACGUCGGCUUCUUUAACAGCGUCUCUUCCCUUCUCAACCAGAUCUUGUCACCGUACAACUUCUCCGAAACAGAAGCCGGCAUCGCAGGUGGCAUCCUCAUCAUCGUCGGCCUCAUAUCCUCUGCCAUCCUCUCACCCCUCACAGACCGCUACAAGCGCUACCUCGGCACAAUCCGCGUUCUCGUCCCCAUCGUCGCAAUCUCUUACAUCGCUCUGAUCUUCGCACCGUCCAGCCCGGCUGGCAUUGGGCCGUCAUACGCCAUAAUGGCCAUCCUCGGCGCUUCAUCCUUUGGCCUCCUCCCGGUGGUCCUCGAGUAUCUUGUUGAGAUAACGUAUCCGUUCUCCCCCGAGAUCGGAAGCACGAUCUGCUGGACCGCGGGGCAGUUGCUUGGAGCUGUGUUUAUUCUCAUCCAGGAUGCGCUUAAGGCCGGGGAAGGCGCUGACCCGCCACUGAACAUGCGCAAUGCUCUUAUCUUCUCUGCGGUUGUCGCUUGUGUGGCCGCGCCGUUCCCGAUCUGUAUUGGGCUGUUCGGGCGUGAUGUUAGAAGACGGCGCCUAGAUUUCGAUCGAGGCGUGAAUUUGGAUGAGAUGCAGACCGAGCGGGUCGAAAGUGUGCUGAGCGACAUUGGUGUCGAGGUUGCUGGUGCAGGUCUAGGCAAUGAGUCCGGGAAGUCGAGAUUUGGUCUCGGGUUGAAGGUUCCCUGGGGGAAGAACUGA